CGAUCAAUAGAGACGCGUCGCAAUGGAUGACUCCACGGCAUUCGGCUCUCCGGGAACCGCGGCAUCGCCGGCGGCCAACCCUGCCCUCUCGCAGCCACCGUCGCAAUCCAAUGUCAAAAGCCAAGAUUCCCAAGAUGUUCAGAUUGACUCGGCUGCACCCAACGCUGCCGGUCGUCUCGAUGAAGAGAUGGGCGAUGUGUCUGAGGACAAGCAAGGUCUGUCUGCUGGCUCGAACGAUGCCGCUGCUGCCUCAAAUGGCGGGGUAGAAACCAAGUCGAAGGAGGCUUUCGAAUCAGCCGCCAGGGAUCAUCUCAUCUCUCAGACGCAUGCGAUUGUGCUGCCGAGCUACAGCACCUGGUUCGACAUGAAUUCUAUCCACGAUAUCGAGCGCAAAGCGAUGGCGGAAUUCUUCAACAACCGCAAUCGAAGCAAGACUCCUGCUGUCUACAAAGAUUAUCGCGACUUCAUGAUCAACACCUAUCGACUAAACCCGGCUGAAUACCUGACGAUGACAGCCUGCCGUCGCAAUCUUGCCGGUGAUGUCUGCGCCAUCAUGCGCGUUCAUGCGUUUCUCGAACAAUGGGGCCUGAUCAACUACCAGGUUGAUGCCGAUCAGCGACCGUCGCAUGUUGGCCCACCGUUCACCGGCCACUUCAAGAUUAUAUGUGAUACACCGCGGGGACUUCAGCCCUGGCAACCUGCCGCAGAUCCCGUGGUUUUGGAAGGCAAGAAGAAUCGGGACACCGAAGAAAAGGCCAAUGCUUCAGCCCCCAGCAAGGGUGACCUGAAUCUGGGAAUUGGUCGCAACAUUUAUGAAGCCAGCGCUAAAGGGACACCCAUCACAAAGUCAGAAAGCCAGAGAAAUGGCGAUGACGCUUCCAUCGAAGAAACCGCCAAGGCGCCAGUGUCCAAGGUCAACUGCCACCAGUGCGGUAACGAUUGCACCAGGAUAUACUACCAUAGUUCCCAGUCGGACGCGAGGGCGAAGGCGAAGUUUGAUCUUUGCCCCAACUGCUUCACCGAGGGCCGGUUGCCUGCGAACCACAGCUCCAGCAUGUAUUCCAAAGUCGAAAACCCGACGUACACAUCUGUUCUCGAUCGAGAUGCGCCGUGGACCGACGCAGAAAUCCUACGCCUGCUCGAGGGCCUUGAGCGGUUCGAUGACGACUGGGGAGAGAUUGCGGAACACGUUGGUACUCGAACGAGGGAAGAAUGUGUGCUGCAGUUCCUCCAGUUGGAUAUCGAAGAGAAGUAUCUGGAUUCGGAGGCGCCUACGAACAACCCUACCGGCUUAUCCAUGCUUGGAAGUCAGCACGGUCAUCUGCCUUUUAGCCAGGUAGACAACCCUGUCAUGUCUGUUGUUGGAUUCCUGGCAAGCCUGGCAGACCCAGCCAGCACUGCUGCCGCGGCAAACAGGUCAGCAGAUGAGCUCAAGCGCAAUCUACGAAAACAGCUCGAUGGUGCGAACCAGACAGGCAACGCAGCGGCGGGAGAUAAGAAGGAGAACGAAGUGGACAAGGCGGAAUCUAUGGAUGUGGAUUUCCGACAGACAACCGUGACCACGACUACUACUACAACGACUUCGACUACUAAGACGUCGCUUGCUUCCAUUCCCUUGGCAUCUAUCGGUGCUCGCGGAGCUGUCUUUGCAUCCCACGAGGAGCGGGAGAUGACAAGACUGGUCUCGGCAGCCUCCAACGUGAUGCUUCAAAAGCUCGAGCUGAAGCUCAAGUACUUUGACGAGAUGGAAGAGCUGCUGCGCGAGGAGCGCAGAGAACUGGAGCGAGGCAGGCAGCAGCUGUUCUUGGACAGACUGGCCUUCAAGAGGCAGGUUCAGGCCAUCCAAGACACAUUGAAUGCGGCGGCAGAAGUAGGCGGAGCACAGGGUGCUCGAAUGGCGCAAGAUAUCACCAUGGAUGGCGAGAAACUGGGGUUCCAACCCGUAUUGGAUGGUCAGUCGAUGCUGCCACCGAGCAGCAGCGGUCAGGUCAAGACAUUUGAAGCAUAGAGGCCUUGGGGUCUUGGAGGGCCUGGUUGAUCGGCCCUGGGGCACCACCACUGGUGAUGGUAUUCUGGGAAGCUUCGGAGUUGGAGAGCUUGGAAAGGAAGCAAAAUAGGCACCUGCUGACUUGAUAAUGUAUGGUCUGGGGAGUUUGGGAUAUUAUGCUGCGAAAGAGGAUCAUUUACCUCGUUUUACUUUUUCCCUGGCCGGGU
Trichoderma reesei QM6a is the source of this 2214-nucleotide messenger RNA. RefSeq names its product chromatin remodelling factor-like protein. Gene Ontology annotation, molecular function: histone binding; DNA binding. Gene Ontology annotation, cellular component: SWI/SNF complex. NCBI's taxonomy places the organism in Eukaryota, Fungi, Ascomycota, Sordariomycetes, Hypocreales, Hypocreaceae. The transcript has 4 exons. Bases 23 to 2008 code for a protein of 661 amino acids. Gene Ontology annotation, biological process: positive regulation of DNA-templated transcription. The record is from RefSeq and is a predicted model, not a curated record.